AUGGCUCCCGCCGCUACCCAGGUCGUUCAGCCCGUCAUCCUGCCCCACAAGGGUGCAGCAGCCGCAGCCACGACCGAAGCGCCCAUCGAGGACGGCGCCGUCAAGCGCGUCGACGUCGGCAAGGGCCACAGCUGGGAGUCGUUCGCCUUCCAGCCGAUCCGCGAGUCGCAGGUGUCCCGCACCAUGACGCGGCGCUACUUCGCCGACCUCGACAAGUACGCCGAGUCGGACGUGGUGAUCGUCGGCGCCGGCAGCUGCGGCCUCAGCGCGGCCUACUCGCUGGCCAAGCAGCGACCCGACCUCAAGAUCGCCCUCAUCGAGGCCGGCGUGGCCCCCGGCGGCGGCGCCUGGCUGGGUGGCCAGCUGUUUAGCGCCAUGGUCAUGCGCAAGCCCGCGGACAAGUUCCUGACCGACCUCGGCGUCCCCUUCGAGGACGAGGGCGAGUCCAGCCCGUUCGUUGUGGUGAAGCACGCUGCCCUCUUCACCUCCACCCUGCUGUCGCGCGUGCUCUCGUUCCCCAACGUCAAGCUCUUCAACGCCACGGCCGUCGAGGACCUCAUCACCCGCCGCUACGACCAGGGCGAGGCGGAGGGCGAGGGCUUCGGCAUCCGCGUCGCCGGUGUCGUCACCAACUGGACCCUCGUCUCCAUGCACCACGACGACCAGAGCUGCAUGGACCCCAACACCAUCAACGCCCCCGUCAUCAUCAGCACCACGGGCCACGACGGUCCCUUCGGUGCCUUCAGCGCUAAGCGUCUUGUGAGCAUGCAGGCCAUCGAGCGCCUCGGCGGCAUGCGCGGUCUCGACAUGAACUCGGCCGAGGACGCCAUUGUCAAGCGCACUCGUGAGAUCGUUCCGGGCCUGAUCAUUGGUGGCAUGGAACUCAGCGAGGUUGACGGUGCCAACCGCAUGGGCCCGACCUUUGGCGCCAUGGUCUUGUCUGGCGUCAAGGCGGCCGAGGAGGCCAUCGCCGUCUAUGACAUUCGCAAGAAGGAGAACGACAUUUAA
Sodiomyces alkalinus F11 is the source of this 1008-nucleotide messenger RNA. Its product is annotated as STI35 protein. The coding region runs from base 1 to 1008 and encodes 335 amino acids. The record is from RefSeq and is a predicted model, not a curated record. NCBI's taxonomy places the organism in Eukaryota, Fungi, Ascomycota, Sordariomycetes, Glomerellales, Plectosphaerellaceae. The transcript is spliced from 2 exons. Gene Ontology annotation, biological process: thiamine biosynthetic process.